Hevea brasiliensis (rubber tree) is the source of this 2080-nucleotide messenger RNA. RefSeq names its product protein EMSY-LIKE 3. Bases 327 to 1622 code for a protein of 431 amino acids. Lineage: Eukaryota; Viridiplantae; Streptophyta; Magnoliopsida; Malpighiales; Euphorbiaceae. The transcript has 10 exons. Gene Ontology annotation, cellular component: nucleus. The record is from RefSeq and is a predicted model, not a curated record. Gene Ontology annotation, biological process: defense response to fungus.
CGGUCUUUUUUUUUCCCCAAUUUUUCUUUUAAUUUUUUUAAAGAGUUUAUCAAAUCACUCCCCAGUUCUCAACUCAACAAGUCCUUCUUCGAGCUGAUAAGAGAUAGAAAUUCCUCAGGGUUUUUUCUUUCCCCUCUCUCCAAACAUUUCAACGAUUAUGCGAGGAACUGAGCAGGAACGAUAGCGUAUUUUGGUUGAGCUGAUUAUGUAGCCCUUUUUUUCAACAAUAUUUGGGUCACAAAUUUAAGAUUGGCUUCGAAAUUUUAGGGUUUUGACUGGUUCUUUUCCUGAGCUAAAGGAGUAUCAUUUUGGGUAUCAAGCUGGCUAUGGAUUACGAGCCUUAUGAUAGCAGUGGAACUGAUGAUGAUCUUCCCCCAUCACAUCAAAGCCGAAUCCCUAGAGGGGGACGUGUGGCUGGGAAUGGAAGACCAGUUGCACCUUCUAUUCCUUACCCUAGGAUGUAUGGUGAAACUGAUAUGGAGACCCAGAUUCAUCAACUAGAGCAAGAAGCUUACAGUUCAGUUCUAAGAGCCUUUAAAGCUCAAGCUGAUGCCAUUACUUGGGAGAAAGAAAGUUUGAUAACAGAGCUUAGAAAGGAGUUGAGAUUAUCUAAUGAGGAGCAUAGAGAGCUUCUUGGCCAGGUUAAUGCAGAUGAUAUGAUAAGGAGAAUAAGGGAGUGGAGACAGACUGGUGGGCUUCAAUCCGGCAUGCUUGGUACCGGUCAAGCUGUUCAUGACCCAAUACCCAGCCCUACUGUCUCUGUAUCUCGCAAGAAGCAGAAGAUUACUUCAUCAGUACCUUCUCAAUCCUUUGGUGGACCAUCUCCUUCGUUUCACCCACAAGCUGUUUCUGCUUCACACCAGCCAUCUUCAUCAACUGCUAAACGAGGACCUGUCUCAGGAUCAAAGAGCAAGAAGCAAAAACCUGUUUUACCAGGUGCUUCAUCAAUUAAGUCCAUUCCAUACCCAUCCUCAGGUCCAUCGGGAAGGGGUCAAGUAGCAAAUAGGGUUUCUUCUGGUGCUGCUCCUGAAGGGGCUACACGAGAAUCAUUAAUUGGGAAGAGAGUCAAGACUAGGUGGCCUGAUGAUAAUAACUUUUAUGAAGCUGUUAUAACUGACUACAAUCCAGUUGAGGGACGGCAUGCUUUGGUGUAUGAUAUUGGAUCGGCAAAUGAGACAUGGGAAUGGGUUAAUCUUUCAGAGAUCUCUCCUGAGGAUAUACAAUGGGAAGGCGAGGGCCCUGGUGUCUCUCAUCGAGGGGGUUAUAGUGGAUCAGGCCUUGCAAUGAAUAGAUCGGUAGGUCGGGAUAGUGUUCCAGGUGUAGGAAGAGGUAGAGGUAUCACAAAGGGUCAAUCCAGAAAAGAUUUGUUGCCAUCACAGAAUGGAAUUGGAAAGAAGUUGCCAGAUGAUAUACAAAUUCUUCACACUGAUACUCUAAUCAAGGAAGUGGAGAGAUUAUUUGGUGCAAAUCAUCCUGAUCCUCUUGAGAUUGAAAAGGCAAAGAAAGUGUUGAAGGACCAAGAACAAUCACUUAUUGAUGCAAUUGCAAGGCUUGGAGAUAUUUCGGAUGGUGAAAGUGAUGAGGGAGGCCACCACUAUGGGCAGGCAAUGGAGAGAGAAUGACGGGAACAGUUUUUUGAUGGAAUGCUGCAUAUCAUAUACUUUCAGUUGCAAAAUGGCUGGAGAAAGGGAAGACUCAGAGAUGACAAAAGAUGGGAUAGAAGAGACUGACGGAAUCUUUAGAGAGAUGCAUCUGACUUGAAGGUCAUUUUCUUGUAUAAUACUUUGCUAUAAUUAUAUGUUUCUCCUCAAAUAUGGGAUGACUUUGGGUUUGGGUUAUUUAGGAUAGGUAUUGUAGGCAAGCAAAUUGUUGUAGCCAGGUGAUAAAUUUUUAGUUAGCAGUAAAAUCUUGUUUAGUAAUUAGUUUGCUCGUGAUGUAUAAAUUUUGUGUUAUGGCUACAUCUUUUUUACACUGGGAGUUGCAAAUAACUUUAUCGCACUCCAUGUAACUUGGAUGAAAAGAAUCAUCUUUCUGAUUUUUCUUGUUAAUGAUAAAAAUAGCAUUUUGUGAGUUGUUUUAA